Messenger RNA from Vicia villosa (hairy vetch), 1227 nucleotides. RefSeq lists its product as uncharacterized. Lineage: Eukaryota; Viridiplantae; Streptophyta; Magnoliopsida; Fabales; Fabaceae. Bases 1 to 1227 code for a protein of 408 amino acids. The transcript is spliced from 3 exons. The record is from RefSeq and is a predicted model, not a curated record.
AUGGUCUACAACCCUGAUUUGGCAUUGAAGGAGGACCAAACUUCUCAUGAACUGGCUCUAAAGAACCACCAACAGGAACCCUCCCUAAGAAAGCAAGAUGAUCAAUGGCCUAAAGAUACCAACCAUGUUAUUGAUAUUGAUGAUUUAUCCUCAAAUGAUGAAUUGAUCAAGAAUGUGAAUCCUAGGAUUUCCAAAAGGAUAAGGACUAGGAAGGGAAAAGUUGUGCUCGACACAAAUCCUCUAAAACAUAACAUGAAGACAACUUUGGUUGGACCUCCAAGGUAUUGGAGAAAAGUUUAUGUCUCAUCCAAAAAGGGAAAGGUUAGGUUAGACAAUGAGUUUGAAGAAGAUGUUGGGGAUGAUGUUCAGGACAUCAUGCAAGUAAAGAAGUCUGUGAUCAAGAGAUCAUCUGUGAAUGUACCAAAUGCUCCCUUGGAUUAUAUCUCCUUUCACUCGGUUGAUAGUGUGGAAAGAUGGAAGUUUGUGUAUCAAAUGAGGGUUGCCAUUGAAAGAGAACUAGGUCAGGAUGCCUUUAAGAUUGAGGAAGUCAUUGACCUAAUCACUGUUGCUGGUUUAAUUCGAACUUUAACUAGGUUUGCUAAGUGUUUUGAUAUCUUGGUGAAGGAAUUUAUUAUGAACAUCCAUGUGGAUUGUGUUGAUAAUAGAAGUAAGGACUUCAGGAAAGUUUAUGUGAGGGGUAGACAGGUUGAUUUCUAUCCUGCUACUAUAAACAGGUAUUUGGGAAGAAGUGAAGAAGAGGUGAUUGAACUCGAGGUGACUGAUAAUCAGGCAUGCAUGGAGAUUACUACAGAUCAAGUCAAGGUGUGGCCUAUGAAAGGCAAGUUAUCUGCUGGCCAACUUAGUGUAAAAUAUGCUAUUCUACACAAAAUUGGCGCUGCCAACUGGGUUCCUUCUAAUCAUACUUCAACAGUUUUCAAAUCCUCUACCAAGGCUAAUGUUAUCUCAGAACUGAAGAAGACUUGCAAGGAUUUGGAUGAGAUCAUUCAAACAAGUACUGAAAGGAAGCUUAAUAUUGAAAAAUUAAUCAAGACUCUUGAACAGGAUAAUAGUACUAGGACUAAUGAUGCCAUUGAGGAGGAAGUUGCUAAGGAGGUUAAUUCUGUUGGAGAGGAUACUGCACAGGACUCUGAUGACUGUGCUGAGGAACAAACCUCUACUGAUACUGAUGGUGAAGAUGGUAGCAGUUCUGGGUCUAAUGUAUAUUGA